Molecule: messenger RNA, 3053 nt
Organism: Aspergillus nomiae NRRL 13137
Lineage: Eukaryota; Fungi; Ascomycota; Eurotiomycetes; Eurotiales; Aspergillaceae
Product: corA family metal ion transporter
Exons: 4
Biological process (GO): magnesium ion transmembrane transport; intracellular magnesium ion homeostasis
Cellular component (GO): plasma membrane
Molecular function (GO): magnesium ion transmembrane transporter activity
Source: RefSeq, a predicted model, not a curated record
UCCCACGCACUCUCUCAUCCUCUCACUCUCCAUUCGACACCGUCUUUUCUCCUGCAGCUCAGGCAACUAUUUUCCCCCAACGAGCGUCUCUUUGAUGGAGUCCGCCCUUGCUCUUAUCCUAUUCCCCAUGUCCCACCGCAACUUGCCACAGGUUCCAUUUUCGCCAAUCAUUGCUCCUCGCCCCGUGUUUCGGUGAAUUGGCAUCGACAAUGCUGGAUUCUGUUACACUGGGCCUAUCACAACUGCAUAAACGUUGAACUGGCAUUUGUUUUAAUCCGGUACUUUAUUACCCAAUUCAGGGUUGGCUUGUGCUCUACAAGGGAGAUAAGCAUACUCGGCUUUCGUCGGUCUGCCAAUCGUUGUGGAUACCUCGCGUGCUGCACCCUCCCAUCAGCAUGGCUGACGCUCCAUCCGCCGCGUAUCAAACGAGUUCCAAUUUGGGUUUAUCUUCUUCACAAGAUGGUCGCUCCAUCAACUCACGUCCAGACACUCGCCGCUCUACUACUUAUGAUCCCUUAGUUUCCAAAACGACGCAAGACCCUCAGGUUGAUGGCAAAUCGACCCCGGGAAAGCGCGCGAAACGGAAGAAAAAGCAUCGAAAACGUCAUAAUCGUCGACAAUCUUUCAUCAGUGCCGAAGAUCCUCAUGCCGCAGCUCCUACUACCCCGGGGCCCGAAGUGGAACACAUGGCUAUAAUGGCGGAUCAGACCAAGUCUCGAGGCGCGCUUCCGUUCUACAAGCUGGGGAGAGACUUAAGUAGCACUAGUCUGGAAAGUGAAGCUUUACUGGACCAUAGAAAUCAGCCCAUGAUGCGGCCGCGCAGAGACAGCCGACUUACUCAAUCUUUUCGGCCCGGAUCCUUGUCCACUACAGUCCGUACCGGUGAUUUGGGCUCUCGUAAUCAGCCGUCUGGUAUAAGAACUUUUCCAGCCGAUGAUGACAGCGAUGGCCCUAACCCUGCGGAUGAUCGGACACCGUUGAUGCGCCCGUCAUCCGCUCAUAGGCCCAAUAUCUCUCGAUAUGGAACCGAUUCGAAGUCGACACCAUUCGGUUUUCUCCAACGACGUUCAUCAGUCCAAACGGACUCGUCCCGAUGCUCACCUCGUCGCAUCCCAAGCCCCGGGUUUCCCGAACAGGAUCGCGAUUAUGAUAUCAACAAUCCGCCAUCGAUGCCAACUUCACCAAAGCUUGGGGCCGACAUGGGCUAUGAUGAUGCGGUGGUGACGGGGACUGAUUUUGACUUCCCGUUGGCCAAGUCUAUCGACAAUCGGAUGGAAUCGAUGCCCCGAUCACACGACAUGGUAAUCGAUGUUGAAAGCGGUACCAACCGAAUCCGGAGCUCUCCUCCAUCUUCCGUGUCGCCGCGACAUCGUCCUCCGCAAGAAGGUCUCCUUCGACGCCGCACUUUGCCUGUCGAAGAAGACGUUUGUUUUCCAACGGAGGAAGUAUCUGAACUGGCCGAUGAGGACGCAGCAAGGGCGCCGCGUGAAACCGAGCGUCGGAGACGGCGGCGCAGAGAAUGGCCUGACCUAUCAGUUUUGGAAGAAUGGAGCCGAGAGGAAAAGGAAGAUCGUACGGGUGAUUUUCGAGCAAAGAAGAUUAGCGAGCCCGUCCUUAUCGAAGGUCGUUUGCGUCCACAGUAUCAGCUUUGGCGACGCGAGGAAGAGGAGGCACCUUAUCGAUUCACAUACUUCAAUGAGGAAUUCCAGAGUACGAUACACGCCCAAACAAUAUCUGAGCUGGUACAACCGGGAGGCAGCUUCCGCGAGCUUUUUAUCCCCGACCCUCCGGAAUUGGAGGUUUCUUCGGACGAGGAGACGGAUUCCGAUCAUGACCCUGAAGAAGAGGCCUUUGACAAUAAACAUCACAACAACCACGACUAUGAUGGAAACAGGGCUUCGCCAUUUACUAACGGUCACCAUGAUACUUUGAGCGGUCCUAAGCAACAACCUCGCAUGUCUAUAAUCAGCGAAGCUGUUUCUGAAGCACGCACGUCAGCAAACGCCUCCCCAUCUCGGCGGCCGCAGCAACAAACGAAGCCAAAAAAAUAUGGGCCCCGGCCAACCUUCUGGCUUGACGUUCUUUGCCCCACGGAUGCAGAGAUGCGAGUGCUUGCCAAAGCCUUCGGGGUCCACGCGCUCACAGCAGAGGACAUCAUGAUGCAAGAGGCACGGGAGAAGGUUGAGCUAUUUCGGAAUUAUUAUUUCGUCAAUUAUCGAACCUUCGAUCAAGACCCAAAUAGUGAGAACUACCUGCAACCAGUGAAUAUGUACGUGGUUGUGUUUCGGGAAGGAGUCUUGUCCUUCCACUUUUCUCAGACACCUCACCCGGCGAAUGUGCGCCGGCGAAUCCGUCAACUUAUGGAUUACUUGAUCCUGAGCUCUGAUUGGAUAUCGUAUGCCAUAAUCGAUGAUAUCACUGAUGUCUUCGGCCCGUUGAUCCAGUCGAUUGAAGAUGAGGUCGACGAGAUUGAUGGCAUGAUCAUGAAAAUGCACUCCCCUGAGCCGGUAAUGGGCCAAAGCAGCAAGCUAGAGGACGAUGCAGUUGAAGCCUCGACUACGCUAGCUCCGGGCGAGGUACUUCGAAGGGUAGGGGUUUGCCGGAAGAAAGUGAUGGGCAUGUAUCGACUGCUGAGCAACAAGGCAGACGUUGUCAAAGGCUUUGCCAAACGUUGCAACGAGCAGUGGGAAGUGGCGCCGAAGUCGGAGAUUGGCCUAUACUUGGGAGACAUCCAGGAUCACAUCAUGACAAUGACGAGUAGCUUGACCUACUACGAAACGCUUCUGUCCCGAGCACAUACCAACUAUCUCGCACAGAUCAACAUUCUCAUGAAUGAGCGCCAGGAGCAGACUGCGGAUGUAUUAGGCAAGUUGACCGUGCUGGGCACAAUCGUUCUUCCACUUAACAUUAUCUGUGGCAUGUGGGGAAUGAACGUCAAGGUACCGGGUCAGGAUAUAGAUAGCUUGACAUGGUUUUGGUCAAUUACGGCUGGUUUGAUCAUGUUCGCCUUUGCGUCAUUUCUCAUUGCCAAACGGGUGUAUAAGAUUGUGUAG